AUGAAAUUUUGACCAACUAUUCUUUAUCAACAAUGAAAAGUGAGUUUGUGUUGUGUUCUCUAAAGUAUAUUCGAGUCAAGUUUGUUUCUCAUAUCAUAUAUCUUAGCUAUUGAACCAUCGAUUAAUCACCAAAUUGAAUAGGAAUAAAAUAUCAACCAUGAUAAUGAACUCGUUGCUUGUAUUUACCGGAACGUUGUUGAUCAUUAUUUUCUUUGUAUAUUAUCAAAGAAACGACGACGUAGUAGUUCCUAUAUUGUCUAACGUGAAACUGUCAGUACCAAAAAAUAGUUUAGUUAGAAUUGAACAAGAGUUGGGUGAAGCAAGAGUGGCUAUUCGAAGAGCCAUAAAAAGAAGAAACUUCACAAUCAUCACAUCAGAGAAAGAGGAUUUAAUUCCAAGAGGAUGCGUUUACAGAAACGCUUAUGCGUUUCAUCAAAGUCACAUGGAAAUGUUGAAGAGAUUCAAAGUAUGGACUUACAAAGAAGGUGAACCGCCACUGUUCCAUACCGGUCCCAUGAUUUCGAUUUACAGCAUCGAAGGACACUUCAUGUCUGAGAUCGAUAACAGAUCGAGUCCAUUCUCCGCUCGCAAUCCAGACGAAGCUCAUGCAUUCAUGCUCCCCUUAAGCGUCGCAAACAUGGUGGAAUAUCUCUACAAUCCUCUCACCACAUAUUCUAGAGAUCAAAUCAUGCGUGUCACCAUUGAUUACACCAACAUCAUAUCUCAAAGGUAUCCAUACUGGAAUAGAAGCAACGGCGCAGACCAUUUAAUAGUCUCGUGUCACGAUUGGGCGCCCGAGGUCUCGAAAGAAGAUUCGGGUAGAGAGAUUUACAAGAACUUGAUAAGAGUGUUAUGCAAUGCCAACAAAUCGGAAGAGUUUGAUCCUGUAAAGGAUGUUUCAAUGCCGGAAAUGAAUCUGCAAAGUUUCAAGCUAAGCCCGCCGAGCCCUAGCCGAAACCCUAAUAAUCGAUCGAUACUCGCUUUCUUUGCUGGAGGGACACAUGGUAUGAUUAGAGAGAUGUUACAUAAUCAAUGGAAAGGAAAAGAUGAUGAAGUUCUAGUGUAUGAAUAUCUUCCAAAAAAUCUUAACUAUUACAACCUCAUGGAAAUGAGUAAAUUUUGUUUGUGUCCAAGUGGAUAUGAAGUGGCUAGUCCAAGAAUUGUGGAAGCGAUAAAUGCUGGUUGUGUGCCUGUCAUUAUUUCUGAUAGUUAUCAACUACCGUUUAGUGAUGUUCUUGAUUGGACCAAAUUUUCAGUGCAGAUUCCACCAAAGAGGAUAAGUGAAAUCAAGAGAAUAUUGAAAAGUGUUUCGCAGGAAAAGUACUUGAAGUUGCAAAGGAGAGUGUUGAAAGUUCAAAGACAUUUUGUGUUGAAUCAUCCGGCUAAACCGUUUGAUGUGUUUCAUAUGAUUCUUCAUUCAAUAUGGCUUAGGAGACUCAAUAUUAGGUUACCUCUUUGAUAUCUUUUGUCAUUUAGUUUUGGUAAUUUUGCUCAAAGAUUAGGAUAGGAAACCAUUGUUUUAUUUUACCGUCUAUUAGAAACAGUUGUAUGAAUUUAAUGAGUAUAUUCCUUGUGUUAUUGGGUUGGGUUUGAUUCUAGUUGUGUAUUGAUAGUUCUUAAAAAAAUGAUUAGAUGUA
Messenger RNA from Lathyrus oleraceus (garden pea), 1637 nucleotides. Its product is annotated as probable glycosyltransferase At5g20260. The record is from RefSeq and is a predicted model, not a curated record. Lineage: Eukaryota; Viridiplantae; Streptophyta; Magnoliopsida; Fabales; Fabaceae. Gene Ontology annotation, molecular function: glycosyltransferase activity. The transcript is spliced from 2 exons. The coding region runs from base 158 to 1459 and encodes 433 amino acids.